GAAGUCAUUGUUAAAGCUGCUCCAAAUACCCCCCAACAAAUGAGGAACGAAAUCUAGUAAAUAGGAUGCGUUUUAUGCAACACGGUAUUUAUGCGUGUUUCUUUGCAAAGUUAUUGGACCUAAAAGCUGCUGAAACAUCUGAGUGAGUGAAUGUGUGAAAGUGAAAGUAGUCCCACUGCCACGUGAAGAAUCAACAACAUGGCUGCGAGCGCGUCGCCGUCCGAAAGGGAGUCGGAGCGGGACUGCAGCUGCCCGGUGUGCUGCGACAUAUUCGACGACCCCGUGGUCCUGCUGUGCGGCCACAGCUUCUGUACGACGUGUCUGCGGGAGUGGUGGCGGCAGAGUGACCUCCAGACGUGCCCGAUGUGCAAUCAGACGUUUCCGACGGCUGAGCAGCCGCCGCGUAAUCUGGCGCUGAGGAACGUGUCCGACGCCCUGAGGCUGGAGAAGAACACCCAGAGCGCAAACUGUGCGUCUGAGGAGCUCUGCGGUCUGCACGGCGAGAAGUUCAAGCUCUACUGUGUGACGGACCAACAGCUCAUCUGUGUGAUUUGUAGGGAUGCAAAAAAACACAAGAAACACAACUGCAUGCCCAUCAAGGAAGCCAUCGAAACAUUCAGAGCCCAACUCAAGCUUAAGGGGCUGCAUUUACGAACCAAGCAGAAGACAUUUACAGCGCAUCAUUUGCAGUGUCGAAAAAUGGCCGACCACAUCAAGCUGCAGGCCCAGCAGACUGAGGAGAAGAUCAAAAAGGAGUUUCAGAGGCUUCACCGGUUCCUGCGGGCGGAGGAGGCCGCGAGGAUCGAGGAAGUGAGGAAGGAGGCAAAGUUGAAGAGUGAUGCAAUAGACAUCCGGAUUAUUAAUUUGACUGCAGAGAUCUCCUCCCUCGGAGACAAAAUCAAAGCCAUACAGAAGGAGAUGGAAGCUGAUGACAUUGCAUUGAUGCUGAAUGCCAAAUCCACCAUGGAGCGAUCCAAAUGCAGCCUACCAGACCCACAGACUCCAUCGGGAGUCCUGCUCGAUGAGGCCAAACAUCUGGGAAAUCUGCUGUUCACCGUCUGGAAGAAGAUGAAGAACAUAAUCCAAUACACUCCUGUAACUCUGGACCCCAACACUGGCAGCUCACGAUUGACCAUAUCAGACCACAUGACCCGUCUGACAACAAGCGACAAGGAGCGCCCACUUCCUAAAAACCCAGAAAGGCUGGACGGCUGGAGCGUUCUUGGCUCUGAAGGUUUUAUCUCUGGAAAACACAGCUGGGACGUGGAGGUGGAGGGUUUUUGGAAAGUUGGUGUAGCUGUUAGAACCAAUGAUCCAUCCUCUGUAAAGUCCUGGGGCAUCUUCAAGUGUUGUUUUACUACUCGUCUAUGUGAAUUUUAUGCAGGGAAGGGUGAUAUAUCUACAUCUAAAGAUUCAUUCCCCCAGAAGCUCAACGUGCAGCUCGAUUAUGACCACGGCAUUCUAUCAUUUUCCGAUCUGGAAAAGAAGACACCCGUACACACCAUCAAAUGCACUUUCACAGAAAUGGUAUAUCCGUAUUUCAGUGAGAACGCAAAAAUCCUUCCUGUUGAAUUUUCCGUGAGGAUGAGAAAAACCAGAUAAACAUGCAGCAUUACUGCAGAGGGCUAACAAGAUGAUAGCUGGUUAAGCACCGAGGUUUCAAUUUGCUUUAGCCCGCCUUAAGGGACACUGCGCUGAUUUCACCAGGCGACAACUACCAGUUUUGUCACGUAAAGCCAACGCACAGGUGUUUUAAACUUGCAUUCCCUCUAGUGGCCAGCAGGGGCGGCUCCUCUAGUUGCACAAAUAGGUCCAUAUUGUAUCGAAGUCUGUGAGAAAAUGACCCUACUUCUCACUUGUGUUCUUAUUUAUCACCUCAGGAAACAGGGUCUCAGUCGCUAGUUUAAAAUCAGCAGGAUUUUCCUUAAAUAUGUUAUCGUCCCAUUUAAAGUAAAAUAAUUUAAUAAAGUUAUGCUCAACUUGGGGCUUCAGAUUGGCAGAUUCCAAAUCACUUGGUGACGUCACGAUGAGUAUGCCCACUUCUAUACAUUCAAUGGAUUUGACUCAUUAAGUUCAGUUUACAAAGAAAUGCUUAAUUAAAUAUGUUAUUGAGUUGCAUAAUGUGAAAUUAAGAAUCUCGUGCUUUUGGAGGUCGACCCACUUGGGACUAAAGGUAUAUACAAAAAUAAUUGUUAUCUGAUUAAGAAAUUGUUCCUAUUUUCAAUAUGUUUCCCUGUUUUGGGAGGUUUCCUUCUUAUCUGAACUGAGGGUGAAAGGUGGCAAAUUUGUGAUUUUGGGACUAUUAAACCCAAGUGAUGUAACUUGUACAUGCUUAAAUAUCAGAUCAAAUGUAUAUCAACAAUCAAAUAAACAGUUCUGCAGCU
Messenger RNA from Pseudoliparis swirei, 2384 nucleotides. RefSeq names its product E3 ubiquitin-protein ligase TRIM35-like. Gene Ontology annotation, molecular function: zinc ion binding. Bases 199 to 1602 code for a protein of 467 amino acids. The record is from RefSeq and is a predicted model, not a curated record. The transcript has 6 exons. Lineage: Eukaryota; Metazoa; Chordata; Actinopteri; Perciformes; Liparidae.